UGUCUUUUUACAAUUUUAUCAAAACAAACUGAAGGUGACUCAAACUAUUUAUUUUAAACUGACGCCUUCAAUGAAAUAUUAUUAUUGUUCGAUGAAUACGAUCCACAGAUUAGCAGAGGUCAAGAUCCACAUUGGAAAAGUCAACAACCGGGGGUCAGAACACCUCAUUGAUGGAAAAGCCUUUGGUGCGGAGGCCACUAGAUCAGAAAAAGAAGCAAACAGCGCUUUCACAAUUUUGACAAAUGUUGCAAAAAGGAUACCCUGGCAAGGAAAUGCUGUUAGAGUACCGAAUUUCAACCUGGCGGCUUUAGUCCCAGAGACGAACUACUAUGUGACUUACGAGGGUUCCUUUACACAGCCGGCGUGUCUUGAGACAGUCACCUGGCUUAUUCUGAACAGGCCUAUUUUAAUACAAGCGUCACAACUAGACACGCUGAGACAGCUACAGAAGGAGCAGGCAGACACACGCAUGAAGAUGUCGAACGGGAACUCACGACCAGUGAGUCCGCUCUACAAUCGCGCAGUCAGGACCAACAUCAACUUUCCUACGACGGGAGGCCUAUGCAAUAUGAAACGGAUUUUUUAUUACGAAGUGAAUGACGUUGUGAGAUGAUGACCAUCGUCUGUCUGACUGGUCGAGGGCACAGACAAUCAAUGUCUACUGUACUGACGACAUUGCUUCUGCUGUCACGAUGGAAUGGAAGGGGGGGGGGAGCGGGGGAGUGAAAAAAGGGGAAAAGGGUGGAAAGGGGUGAGGGGUGAGGAAUGAUGAUGUACUUGCUUUUGUGCUGCACUGAUUCAAGUGCUUGUGAGUGUAUUAUGAUAGAAAGAAGGGAGGCAAUUAGAGAGAAAGAUAGUGAGAAAGAGAGAAAGAGAAAGCUGGUGAAGGGAGAUAUAGUCA
Molecule: messenger RNA, 901 nt
Organism: Aplysia californica (California sea hare)
Lineage: Eukaryota; Metazoa; Mollusca; Gastropoda; Aplysiida; Aplysiidae
Product: carbonic anhydrase-related protein 10
Molecular function (GO): carbonate dehydratase activity; zinc ion binding
Source: RefSeq, a predicted model, not a curated record